CCUGAAGCCCAAGCGAGCGAGCGAGCGCCAAUCACAUCGAAGGAGCCGAGAGAGAAAUCCCCAAAUCGCCUCCUCCUCCUCAUCGUCUCCUGCUUCGUACCGAUCGAUCGAUCCCCGUAUCAAACCCCACGCCGGUUGGCGCGGAAAGCAGGAGAGGAGAAGAGCCCCAGCCGGAGAUUGAUUUGAGCCUCGGCGGCGAAUCCCAGUUUUACGAGGAUAAGAAGAUAGAUAAAGAAUGGCUGCACAAGACACUCCCAUGACCUCUGAGGAUGACUAUGAGACUCAACAGAAGAAGCAAGCUGCUGCAGAUGUUCUUUUCCACUAUUCGCAGUUUGUUAUGGUGUGCAUUGGCGAGGGAGUUCGCCCAACUGAUCUCAGGUUGCACCUUAUGAAGGAAGUUUCAGGGAUGCGCACUUGUUUGAAGGAAGAGCCACAGCAGGCAGCUGCCUCCCCGGUUUCUAGCGGCGAGCCAUCAUCCUCUGGGACAAUGAAAGAAGACAGGAAUGACGUCCCCUAAGCUUUCAACUGCAUCUUGAUUCUUGCAGCGAGAUGAGAGGAACUCACAGGAUGACAGGCACUGAUCUGUAAUGAUAGAGAUGUAAAUAAGUUGGCAUGCUUGCUAUGAGCACUGGUUUGAGUUUACGAUGUAGAAGUUUCCUGAGUGAUGGUAAUAGCUUUUCUGUACUCUAUGUCUUCUGUUCAACCUGGUUAAUUGGAGAGUUUGUGCUUUACACUUGGCUAUCUAUGUCUCGAGCUUGUUCAAUCACCA
This is a messenger RNA of Brachypodium distachyon (stiff brome), 769 nucleotides long. RefSeq lists its product as uncharacterized. The record is from RefSeq and is a predicted model, not a curated record. The transcript has 5 exons. The coding region runs from base 236 to 517 and encodes 93 amino acids. Lineage: Eukaryota; Viridiplantae; Streptophyta; Magnoliopsida; Poales; Poaceae.